AUGCAGGCAGUAAAAAACACCAUUGCCGAGAAUUUCGGUAAAGUCGUCUCAGGCGCCCAUGGCCUCGCACCCGCAGACCAGCAGUUCUCCCUUGAGGAAGUGCCAGAUCUCACUGGAAAGGUGGCCGUUGUAACUGGUGGUUCUGAAGGUAUCGGCUAUGGAUGCACGCACACGCUUCUGUCGAACAAUAUCAAGAAGCUAUUCAUCAUAUCGUGGAGCGAAGACAUCAUUGAGGAUGCGCUAAAGGCGAUCAAGGAAGAGAUGGGAGAGGACAAGGCCAGCAGAGUCGAAUGGCUAAAGUGCGAUCUCGCCGACUGGGAACAGACGGGCAAAACUGCGCUCGAGAUUGCUCAGAAGACAGACAGGAUCGACAUCUUGAUCAACAACGCUGCUCGCGGUAUCAUGACAUACCAACUGGCCAAGAACGGUGUCGAUUUACACAUGGCUUCUAACCACUUCGGCCACGUCGUCCUGACUUCUCACUUGCUACCCUUGCUCAAAUCCACCGCCGAGAAGGGCGACAAGGUCCGGAUAGUACAGUUAGGGUCUAACGCACACGAGAACGCACCGAAAGACACCAAAUUCGAGUCCAUCGAUGAGCUCAACACAGACCUUGGCCCAAUGGCACAAUACGGCCGCACAAAGCUCGCUACUAUCCUGUACGCGCGCUAUCUAGCCCGUCACCUAUCAUCUUCCCACCCCAACAUCCUGUCCAAUGCCACACACCCCGGUUUCGUCGAGACACGGCAGUCAGUUGACCACAUCCACGAAGCCUAUCCGCUCGGUGGCUAUGCAAUGAGUUACGGCCUCGCACCAUUCAAGAAGACACAGUUUGAAGGCGCAGUGAGCACCAUGUUUGCGGCGACCAAGACUGAGGGUACAGGCGAGUACAUUUGCCCGCCCGCGAUACGGGAGCCGGGUAGUGACCUGGCGAAUAAUGAGAAAUUGGGCGAGCAGCUAAUGGAUUUCACAUGGAAGGUUGUCAAGGAAAAGACGAAAAGUUCAAGCGCCGAUAAAGGUUGCCCAUUCAAGUUAUAUUAG
This is a messenger RNA of Alternaria arborescens, 1041 nucleotides long. Its product is annotated as putative oxidoreductase. Lineage: Eukaryota; Fungi; Ascomycota; Dothideomycetes; Pleosporales; Pleosporaceae. The coding region runs from base 1 to 1041 and encodes 346 amino acids. The record is from RefSeq and is a predicted model, not a curated record. The transcript has a single exon.